This is a messenger RNA of Linnemannia hyalina, 786 nucleotides long. Lineage: Eukaryota; Fungi; Mortierellomycota; Mortierellomycetes; Mortierellales; Mortierellaceae. The record is from the annotation of a GenBank genome assembly.
AUGGCCCGCAUCUCUGGCACCGUCGUCCCCUCCCUCAACCUCAAAACCAACCCCGGCGAGACCGCCCUGGAGAUUGGCUCCAACAGCCGCAUUGUCGUCCAAUUGCUCGAUGUUUCCUUGAUGGAUGCCACCUCGAUUACCUUGAGCGAGGAUGUCAUCUUGACUGGCGACGACCAGGUCUUCAAUUUUCCGAUCCCCUUUAGCUUGACCUACGUUGCCGACACCAUCCAGCCUUAUCAAUCCUUGGCCAUCGCUGUUAGAGUGUACGAUAUCUCUUCCAGUCCCUCAAGAGAUGAGGAAGGUGAGUUGACUUGGAUUUCUACAUCGAGACACUCGGUCAUCACAAACGGCAACCCCUGCAACAAUGUCGAGGUCGAGAUUGACCCCGUCCCCAAGUACGACGAUGCCCCCAUUACUUCCAAGAACACCCUCACCGGCCAGAUCAAGGCCUCUGCCUCCGUCCCUGCCUCUUCUAACCAUGGCGUCGGACCCAAUGCUAAGAUCAUGAUCAAGUUGUUGGACGUCUCCUUGAUGGAUGCUCCCUCGGUCACCAUUGGCGAGCAGAGCAUCGUUGUGGGUGCCGGUGAGGUAAUCCCUUUCCCUAUCGCCUUCGGUAUCCUCUACGAUCCUAAGGAUAUUGACGACCGCAAAGUCUACUCUGUCAGUGUCCGUGUCGAGGAGCUGCACUCGGACAACUUGUUCUGGAUCUCGACCUGGGUCAACAAUGUCCUUACCCGGGAGGCCCCCACCGAGAACGUCGAGAUUGAGAUUGACCAAAUUAAGUAA